AUGAGCCUGGACAGGAACUUAAGGAAAGAACCUGUUUUCAAUGAUGAUCUGGCUGCCUGCAUUACAUGCGGCACUGUGGUGGUGAAGCCAGAUGUCAGAGAAUUUACAGAAAGCUCUGCAGUUUUUGAAGAUGGGUCAGUGAUGGAGAAUGUAGAUGUUGUCAUUUUUGCCACUGGCUAUAGCUAUGCCUAUCCAUUUAUUGAUGACUCACUUGUGAAAAACAGCAAUAAUAAAGUAUCACUCUACAAAGGAAUCUUCCCGCCAACACUUGAAAAGACAACCAUGGGUGUUAUUGGGCUGGUACAAUCUUUAGGAGGGAUCCCACCAACCUCUGAUGUUCAGGCUCGUUGGGCAAUCAGAGUUAUAACUGGAAAAUGCAGACUUCCUCCUAAAGAAAUAAUGAUAAAAGAACUUGAUGAAGAAGAAGGUGAAAAGAAGUGUUGGUUUGGUCGCAGUGAGACACUGUCCACAGACUAUGUAUCCUACAUGGAUGAACUCAGUUCUUUUAUUGGCUGCAAGCUCAACAUUACUCAUCUCUUCCUCACUGACCCAAAAUUGGCAUGGCAAGUGUUCUUUGGGCCAUGUAGUCCCUACCAGUUUCGUCUGACUGGUCCCGGCAAAUGGGAAGGUGCAAGAAAGGCUAUUUUAAAUCAGUGGAAUAGAACAAUCCAAGCCACUAGGAAACGUGUAGUGUCCUCACAUACACAGUCCUCUCCUGUCAUUUUAUUAUUGAAGCUAAUUUUGAUACCCCUUCUCUUUGCUGCAUUACUGGCAUGCUGCUACUUGUUUUAAGUUCACUAAAGGCCAAACUGAUAAAAAAAAAAGAACAACCUUCUUCUACACAUGCAAAAAAUAUAUAAUUUGAAUGCUUUCAAAACACAUUUUUUCUGAAGUUUAAUUGUCAUAAUGGGUUUGAUUCAAUAAAACACUUAGCAGUAAUGGAA
This is a messenger RNA of Bombina bombina (fire-bellied toad), 944 nucleotides long. Its product is annotated as flavin-containing monooxygenase 3. The record is from RefSeq and is a predicted model, not a curated record. Gene Ontology annotation, molecular function: flavin adenine dinucleotide binding; N,N-dimethylaniline monooxygenase activity; NADP binding. The transcript is spliced from 4 exons. The coding region runs from base 1 to 792 and encodes 263 amino acids. NCBI's taxonomy places the organism in Eukaryota, Metazoa, Chordata, Amphibia, Anura, Bombinatoridae.